UGUGUCAAUACGACAGUAAAUAAGUGAGAAAAUAAUCUCAGCGGUUUCCCUUGAGCUCGGAUGAAUUCAGAGGUGGUGUCCGGGCAGAGCGUGUUGCAAACGUCCUUGUGCAGCUGAGGUGGACACAGAGACAGGAAGUGAUGUCGGACCGAGAGGAAGAAGGGGUGGAGGACAAAGUGGAGGUGGCGGAGCCUGGGAACACAGCUUCCAUCUUGGACUCGGAGGGAGAGGAGGGUGGCAGAGAGGAAGGGGAAGGACAAGGAGAGGAAGAGGCAUUGCUUGAGAAGGAAGAAAAGCUGGAAAGCUGCCCUCUGACAUCAGAAAUGAUCUCCGAAGGCCUGUCCCUGCUGUGUCGCACUGGCAACGGACUGGCACACGCCUUCGUCCGGCUGGAACUCAAGGAACGGGGCUUAACAGACCUCAACAUAUUGUCCAGCUUUGUCCACCUGCGUUUCCUGGACAUCUCCUCCAAUUACCUGUCUGACCUCUCCCCUCUGGCCUCCCUCUCUCAUCUGCUGUGGCUCAAAGCAGAUGGAAACCUGCUAGAUGGGUUCAAAGGUCAGCCCCUGGGCCAGCUGGAGUACCUGCAGUGGCUGAACUUAGCGUCCAAUCGGAUCAAAAACACAGAGGGGCUGGGAGGGCCCUCCUUGGAGACCCUCAACCUGACUGGCAAUGGGAUUCAGUCAAUAUCCGGCCUGGACUAUGGGCGCCUGGCGAACCUGGUAACCCUGGAGCUCAGAGGGAAUCGCCUGGAAACCACAGACGGGAUCUACCUGCCCAACCUGCGCAGACUGUACCUGGCCCAGAACCUGAUCAAGCGUCUUGAAGGGCUGGAGAGGCUGGAGAAACUCACCACUCUGCACCUGAGAGAUAAUCGCAUUGAGUCCCUGGAGGGCUUCAGCGAGGGAAUGAAGUCCCUGCAGUAUCUCAAUAUGAGGGGAAACCUGGUCUUCUCUCCGCGAGCCCUGCUGUCUCUGGCUCCAGUGGCGGGCAGCCUGCGGGCGCUGGUGCUCUCCGAGAACCCCCUGUCCGAGAGCGAGGACUACCGCAUGAGCGUCCUGCUGCGGCUCCCCCUGCUGGAGAGGCUGGACAAGGACGCGGUGACUGCCGAGGAGAGGAGCGAGGUGGCCGAGAGACAGAGGGAAUUUGGAGAUGAAGAAGUCACGGAGCAAGAAGAGUAUUAACUGCCGCGAUCAGCCCACAUGUUAUAGUGUGGGCUAGGAGCAGCCAAGCGGACCAAGCAGACAGAGUGUAAGAAGAGGGAGCACCUCCUCUGACACAGCAACAAUCUCUGCAGCUUUCACAAGCACUCGUUAUCACCCAGCCUCUCUCUGAACAUAUCCUCUAAUGUUUCAUGUGGUUUCACAGACCAUCUAACAUUCAGUGUGAUUUCACAUCUAAUGCAUUGUUUUGCAAGUAUUACAAAGAAGCAGCAGGCUACAGUCAGUAAUGUUUUAUCUUUUUAUUGCUUUUGUUACUUUUCAAGAAAAUGAAUAAAGAAAAAUAUACAUAAAAGAUGAUGUAAUCUGAUAUUGAUUCUUGCUUUUAUAUUGCUUCUUGCUGUACU
Messenger RNA from Lepisosteus oculatus (spotted gar), 1567 nucleotides. It is a transcript of the gene lrrc23, whose product is annotated as leucine rich repeat containing 23. Gene Ontology annotation, cellular component: cytoplasm. The record is from RefSeq and is a predicted model, not a curated record. Gene Ontology annotation, molecular function: protein binding. Lineage: Eukaryota; Metazoa; Chordata; Actinopteri; Semionotiformes; Lepisosteidae.